This is a messenger RNA of Rotaria socialis, 1233 nucleotides long. Lineage: Eukaryota; Metazoa; Rotifera; Eurotatoria; Philodinida; Philodinidae. The record is from the annotation of a GenBank genome assembly.
AUGGCCUAUAUUAAAGGCUCAUUCACCUUGACACACGACUCAACCGACAAGGACAACAAAUUGAUAACUGAUUUAUCACCACUGGAUAGCAAUGCUCAACGUUCUGACACUAAUGUUGAAGAAGCUCGUACUCCUUAUAAAACUAAGAACCGCAAACUUGUUCAGCAGCGAAAACCCAGAGCAGGCUUACAGUCAACAUCUGUACAUGAUUUUUAUGAUACUGACCUUGAAUCAGAUGACGAUAGACAGAAAACUCCAAACAAAAAUUUCAAGGCACGCUACAUAUCAUCUUGCAAGAAAUAUGAUGCUCAACCAGUAUCAUCCUUUAUCGCCGUUAUUGAAUCACAAAGUCGCUCUGUCAACAUUUCUGACGCAGCCUUGAAACCGGUGGAUAUACAAGUGCUUGCACCUUAUCUGGGACUUAACAAGAUUAUCAAAUUAAAUUUAUCUGGUAAUAGAUUCGGAUGUAUUGGUGCUGUUUAUCUGUCAGAUUUUAUCAGAGAAAGUUCAUCAAUCAAUGAUUUGGAUCUAUCCUACAAUGAUAUAGGACUCACAGGUUGUGAAGCACUAUGUAAUGCCUUACGAUCCUGUAAAACGAUUGAAAAUUUAAUUCUUGAUGGCAAUAGCUUCGAUGAUAAAUGCAGUUCCGUGUUAGCUGACUUGAUAUCAUCAAAUCAAAGUCUAAUAUAUUUAUCUCUUUCCAAGAAUUUUUUCGAAAGUGUCGCUACGGCAAAAUCUUUUUCCUCAGCUCUUGCCAUCAACCAAAGUCUCGACAAUUUUGAUAUUUCUUUCAAUCAUUUCCAAUCGAAAGCAACCGCUGCACUGAUAGAAUUUUUAGCCAAAAAUUAUAAGCUAACCUCGUUAAAUUUAUCGCACUCAAGCUUUGGUCUUGAAGCAUCGAAAGCAUUUUUUUUGGCAAUGAAGAACAAACAAACCCAAUUAGAAGAACUCGAUUUAUCAUCAAAUCUAAUCGACGAUGAAUGUGCAAAAUACUUUGCACAAGUUUUAUCCAUAAAUGAGUCUUUGAAGAAGCUUAUUCUAAUACAAAAUCCGUUGAGCGUUCAAGGAUGCAUCAAGCUUUUGAAACCAUUAAAGAUGAUGCCGACAUCCCAAUUAGAAAUCAUUGAUAUACGAAGUAUGUAUGUGAAAAAUGAAGUCUUUAUCGAAUUGGCGAAUGAUCUGGAAAAUCGCUUCGAAAAACUGGUUAUAAGACGCGGAGAAAAGGUUGAAUGA